AUGUGCGGUAAAUCUUACAAACACAAGGCGUCUUUGUAUAAUCAUAUUACAUUUGAAUGUGGACAAGACAAGAAUUUCAAAUGCCCAAUUGAAAAUUGUGCUUUUAUGUGCUACCAGUGCGGCAAAAAUUUCAAAUUCAAGGCGUCGCUCAAAAACCAUAUGGAAUUCGUUUGUCAAAAGGAACCGACGUUUUCGUGUCCAGUGUGUCUGAGAAAAAGCAAAUUGGUGGGGAAUUUGAAAAAGCACAUCAUCAAGAUGCAUCCGAACUACGAUACGAAUCUAUUGAAAAAAUCCGUUGAUGUCAAACUUAAAACGAAAGACGAGUUUAAUAAUAUGUUUAUGUAGUAGUUCAAAGAGCGACCGCAAAACUACUGUGUUUAAAAUUCAUUCAAUCAUUCUUCGUUUGGUAUCCCGCACGGCCCAAUACUGGGCCUUAUGAUAACAAAUUUUAAAGUUUAUGAAAUAUGUUGUUAAAAAAAUUUAUGUACAUAACAAAUAUAUCAGAACUAUGUUUAGACAAACUGUUAUACAGUGCUUUCGUAAAUAAAUUCAUUUUUAACCAAAACAUUCAUUUGUAUAAAAGGUAACGAACAUAUGAGUAAUGACGCCAGCUAUAUCCUAAACGGUAAGAGAUACAGUGUUGGUUAAAUUAGAGAAAAGUUAUACUAUUUCGUUCCCAUUAAGAAUCUGCUUUUAAAUCUAAAAUCUCUACAGAGGUUUCCAAAAUAUUGGAUAAAAACUAAAAAUUGUCAUUUUGGAAAAUGUAUGAUAUUGUAUACAUCAAAUUUAACGAAAAUUUAGACUUUUGUAUUAUGAGCUACAGCCUAAUCGAUUGUCGCUUCCAAACCUUCUAUAUUUUGAACAACCAUAGCCAAGUUUGUUAUUUCUUUUGGCCGCCUUACUGAAUUUUUAUACCAUAUAACAUCCAACAAAACUCCAAAUUCAACGAUACCAUACAAACCGUAAAGAUGUUCCAAAGAAAAGUGAGGUUAGGUCAAAAUAUUAUUUUUCUGUUUUCAGUUUUGCUUUUCUUAUGGACCCUGUAUGCCAUUUAUGCCAUUAAAUCGAACAAAAAAGGCGGCCAUAAGAAAUAAGAAAGUUGGGUAUGGUUGCUCAAAAUCUAGGAGGCCUGGAAAUUUUUGGAUAGAGCCAUUCGAUUGGGCGUAGCUCAUAAUAUAUAAGUCUAAAUUUUCGUUGAAUUUGCUCAAACGAUGUAUACAAUAUCGUAAGUUUUCCUAAAUGACAAUUUUUAGUUUUUAUCCGAUAUUUUGGAAACCCCUGUAGAUAUUUUAGAUUUCAAAGCAGAUUCUUAAUGGACAUGAAAUAGCGCUACGUUUUUCUAAUUUAACCAAGUAGUAGAUUAAUUUGUUAAAAUUUCAAGAACAACUUUUAGAAUAAACGCUCAAAGCAGUCGAAUUUUAUUUUCAUUU
Molecule: messenger RNA, 1430 nt
Organism: Psylliodes chrysocephalus
Lineage: Eukaryota; Metazoa; Arthropoda; Insecta; Coleoptera; Chrysomelidae
Source: the annotation of a GenBank genome assembly